AUGGCUGGAGGCCGUCGGGGCCCAAACCGGACAUCUUACUGUCGUACACCCCUCUGUGACCCAGGAUCUGGAAGUGGUGCUGUCCAUGGUGGAACACCUGCUGUUAGUGGAGUGAGAUCCAGAGCCAGAAGCAGCUCCAGCACCGGCUUGUCCAGCCCCCCUCUGGCUGCUCAGACAGUGGUACCUCUACGGCACUGCAAAAUCCCUGAGCUACCUGCAGAUCGCCACCUUCUGUUUGAGCUGCAGCUUUUUAUGUGUCACCUCAUUGCCUUAUUUGUACACUACAUUAAUAUCUACAAGACUGUUUGGUGGUAUCCUCCAUCUCACCCCCCUUCACAUACAUCUUUGAACUUCCACUUGAUAGAUUUUAAUGUGUUGACACUCACCACGAUUGUGCUCGCGCGAAGAUUGAUUGCAGCUAUUGUACGUGAGGCUUCACAAGGAGGGAAGUCCUCCCUGCCGCACUCAUUGCUUUUGGUAGCUACACGGUUUGCAGUUUUGACUGGAACGGGAUGGAGCCUGUGCCGCUCCAUAAUACUUUUGUUCAGGACUCAUUCAUUCCUCAACCUACUCUUCUUAUGUUACCCGUUUGGCAUGUACAUCCCUUUUCUGCAUCUGGGAUAUGACUUCCGGCGUUCAAGUCUUUUUGCAAAUGUUCCUGGAGCCCGUGUUGGAGAUCUAAGUUCUGUGGACAAGGCAGGUCGGGAUUACCUGACUGUGCUGCAGCACAUGUGGAGGCCCAGCACAGAUCCUCUUCCCACACAUGCAUGCUGUCUCUCUCCUGACCUUAUUCGCAGUGAGGUGCAUUAUCUGAAGCUGGACUUCAACUGGCGUGUGCGGGAGGUGCUUCUUAGUUCCAUGUUGUCCGCCUACUAUGUGGCCUUUGUACCUGUGUGGUUUGUCAAGAAUACUCAGUAUUAUGACAAACGAUGGUCUUGUGAACUCUUCCUCCAAGUCUCCCUCAGCACCUCUGUAAUCCUUACUCAGCACCUUUUGCCUGCUAGGUACUGUGAUUUACUUCACAAGGCAGCAGCUCACCUUGGCUGUUGGCAAAAGGUAGAUCCAGCACUCUGUUCCAAUAUGCUACAGCAUUCGUGGAUGGAGGAAUGUAUGUGGCCCCAGGGAGUGCUGGUAAAACACAAUAAGAAUGUCUACAAAGCAGUUGGUCACUAUAAUGUGGCGGUUCCCUCUGAUGUAUCUCAUUUUCGUUUUCAUUUUUUCUUCAGUAAUCCACUGCGGGUCCUCAACAUAUUGACAGCCCUCGAAGGAUUACUUAUUUUUUACCAACUGUAUUCUCUCUUCUCUUCAGAGAAGUGGCACCAUACCAUCUCUCUAGCUCUCAUUCUGUUCAGUAAUUACUACGCCUUUUUCAAGCUGCUUCGUGACAGAAUUGUAUUAGGGAAAGCAUAUUCUUAUACAGGGGUCGCCAAUACUGAACAGAAGCUGAACUGA
This is a messenger RNA of Staurois parvus, 1452 nucleotides long. The record is from the annotation of a GenBank genome assembly. NCBI's taxonomy places the organism in Eukaryota, Metazoa, Chordata, Amphibia, Anura, Ranidae.